This is a messenger RNA of Metschnikowia bicuspidata var. bicuspidata NRRL YB-4993, 395 nucleotides long. RefSeq lists its product as uncharacterized. The transcript has a single exon. The record is from RefSeq and is a predicted model, not a curated record. Bases 95 to 352 code for a protein of 85 amino acids. NCBI's taxonomy places the organism in Eukaryota, Fungi, Ascomycota, Pichiomycetes, Serinales, Metschnikowiaceae.
GAUUGGGGGCAUCUUGCUCGGGACGCAGGGGAGAAGACCCACAGACCACGUGAAGUUUUUUCUGGACUAUCCUGGGUUACUACGAAAAGGACCUAUGGACUACUACGGGGACAACGUGAGGGGUGUUUAUCGCGAACGCGUAGAGAAUAUGAGAAGUCGUCACGGACUGCCCGGAGGGAAAGAAAAAAUCGUCAUGGACAUACAGCUCGGGCCGACACGCUCACUGCUGACGUGGGACAUGAGACCAGUGCUGGCGUAUGCUCGAGAGAUGGGGGCGUGCUCAGCUACAAGUAGAGAGUUCCCAUGUGGGGAAGCCCGGGCUUCGGCAGUCUGUUUCCUUGGACAUAUUUGAUGACAAUUGACAAUAUAGAAAUUCAAGAUCUAUUCACACGGCA